CAUAAUAUCUUCUUUGCAGAAUUAUUUGAAGACUAAAAAGAGUGAUAUUUUGGUUUCUAUUUUUCUGUUUAGGCUCUGAUGGGAUUAGCGCUCGGGUUGACAGAAGGGCAAGCUUUCCACGACUUCCUCACCGCGAUCAUCGCGACUACUCCUUCGCAAGAAUAAACCCGUCAAGUCGGCCCGCCUAUUUAGACUCCACUCCGAUGCGUCUCUCCCUUUUAUGCUCCGGAGAAGAGGAGCUGAUUUUCAAGUUAUGAUCCUGCACAGAGAACUAUAAUGGUGUCAAGUCUGCUAGCGGGGACCUUCUGAGAGAGUCGCAGACACAAGGAGUGCAACCAAGCAUGGAGUCGCCCAAAGAAGAACCCCGGGAGCAAAGACUCGUCCACCUCAAGGAGGAGUCCUGUGAAUGCGGCUUAGCCCACCUCACGGCAGCCAGUCCCUGUCUGAAGGGGGAAGACGACGAGGUGAGCAUCUCCCCUUUCAAAGAGGAAGGGUUUAAAGUGGAGCCGGUUGGCAUUAAACAGGAGGAUCGUGAGCACAUCCCCGUUAGCCUUCCACAGCCCAGCCGUCCUGCUGAAUCCAGUUUACAAGCAGGACGGCUUCCUCUUAGCCUGCCAUGUCUCGAAGUUCCAAAGCUGGAAGACGUCCCCCAGGCGAUGUGUGACGGGACAGAAGCGAAGGAGCAGCAGCUGGAAACACCCUUACAAGAAAGGGGCAUCUUCCUGACAUCUUCCUUGUCUCUGCCCUCCUUCCAACAGAGAAUACACGAUGACAAAAUGAAGGGAUUGACAUCAGGGUCGGCGCGUUUGGUCCCGGUCUCUUUGCAGUAUAGUUUUCUGCCUGUUAUGAAGUUAACGAGGAUAGAUGCCGUGAGUGCUCAACAGGUGUACGGCGCAAGCCCCGUGCUUUUGUGCAUCUCCCAGGAAGGGGGGAACGUUUCUAAACACAAAACCGAUGAUGAGAAUAACCAGUGGAACCAAGAGCGACAGAAGCCAUAUUGCUGCGCGGAGUGUGGCAAACGAUUCUCCCAUAAAGGCAACUUUCAGAACCACCAAAGAAUUCACACUGGGGAGAGACCUCAUCGUUGUACUCGAUGUUUCAAACGAUUCUCGCAAAUCAGCCAUCUGCAGAAACACACAAGAAUCCAUACGGGAGAGAGGCCUCACGGUUGUACCCGAUGUGGUAAACGAUUCUCGCAGUUAGGCCAUCUGCAGAGACACUCAAAAAUUCACAUUGGGGAGAGCCCUCGUGCUGCCCAGGGUGUAGUUAAGGAUUUUAAGACGUCGGUGACCUUCACCGCCACAUAGGAGUAAGUACUGGGGGGAGAGAGAGCGUAUUUCUGAUCGGAAUGUGGCAAACGAUUUUCACACCGUCUGGAGAGGGCUUUGCAGACUUCACACCAGAGCACAGUGAUUCACAAUGGAGGAGACUGUCAAACAAAUGUACCUCGUGCACAGAAUGAACCGUACGACAUAACGAGUCCAGUGGCCACUUGAAGAUAACCAGGAGGUCAGGUAAUGCCACAUCCUAAUCCAGGUUUUCAUAAUCUGUAAAGACAUUAAGUAAGUAGAUCCAGCUGCAUUCUUGUAAUUUAACAGUGGAUUGCAUAUUUGAGCGUACCGGAAGAACUUCUUUACAUGGAGCGUUGUGGGAAUCUGAAACAAACUACCGAGACCCCGUGAGGGCCUUUAGGAAGGAGACGCUGGGACAGCUUUAGCACUUCGCUGAACACACCAGCGACCGACGGACUGAACGGACUCCUCUCGGUUCUCCGAUGUCUUCUGUUCUCGCUGCUGCUUUUACCUACCGAGGCACGUGCACAAAACUGCAGUCCACAAAGCUCAAGAUUCCCCUUUUUUAAGGAACGGGAAGGGCGAAAGCGCAGCGCAACUGAAAUGACUGAAGAGAGCGUUUCACCGCCGUCUUUUAAUAGUAAGCACAGCCAGGGCGGGUGGGGUUGAAUCUGAAAAAAAAAAAAAAAAAAAUGAACCCCAAUAAAGACUGUAAGCAAAACCCCCUUUGGUUUGCUGGUCGCAGUGGAUGCCUUUCAAUUCAAGUCGCAGCAGGUUAGCGUGGUUAGGAAGAUCUUGGAACGGGUGGGCUUUGUGAUGGUAGGAGACUUUGACUGUGGUGGGCUUGGUGGUGCCCAAUAGGGGCGCAAUUUCAGGAAUAACACAAACUUCACAACUUUAAUUUGUCUCCCCCCUCACUGAACCAGCCCCCCCAACACACACACACACACACCCUCCUUCUUAGUGUUUAAUAUCUAGAUAGAUACAUUAUUAAUCCCAAGGGGACAUUCCCAUACUCCAGCAGCAGCAUACUGAUAAAGAACAAUAUUAA
Messenger RNA from Polypterus senegalus (gray bichir), 2343 nucleotides. Its product is annotated as zinc finger protein 473-like. Gene Ontology annotation, molecular function: DNA-binding transcription repressor activity, RNA polymerase II-specific. Gene Ontology annotation, biological process: negative regulation of transcription by RNA polymerase II. The transcript has 3 exons. Bases 342 to 1307 code for a protein of 321 amino acids. Lineage: Eukaryota; Metazoa; Chordata; Cladistia; Polypteriformes; Polypteridae. The record is from RefSeq and is a predicted model, not a curated record.